Messenger RNA from Triticum urartu, 2209 nucleotides. Its product is annotated as receptor homology region, transmembrane domain- and RING domain-containing protein 1. NCBI's taxonomy places the organism in Eukaryota, Viridiplantae, Streptophyta, Magnoliopsida, Poales, Poaceae. The record is from RefSeq and is a predicted model, not a curated record.
GUCAAGUACGGAUAGGCUCCCUCCCCUCCCCUGCCCUGUCCACCUCCCCCCCUCCCCACUGCCCGCGGCGCCUCGGCUCGAUCCCCCGGCCCCUGCCCGCCGCCGCCGCCGCCGAUCCCGGCCCUCCUCCGCCACCCCGCACUUCACACAUGAUGGAAGCCGACGUCGCCAUUGCCACCCCCGUGCUCCGCCCUCAGGAAUUGUAGCUGAUUGGAUGCUUUCGAGCUGCAGAUUCAGAGCACAUAGUGGUCGUCGUGUGCUCGCGGAGACGUGGGUUUGAAGCAUUGAAGUGUUAGGUGGCUUUUUCAUUGUGUAGCUUAACCUGUAAAACAAGUUGGGUUUGUCAGGAGCUGAUAAGAUGAAGAGCAUUCGAGGAGCACUGUUAUCUCCUUUCUGUCUCUGUGCAGUGGUAUGCCUCAUGGCUCAGAUAGGAGCUGCCAAUGUAGUUCUGAUGGGGAAUAAUCUUACUUUAUCAUUUGAUGAUGUUGAGGCAAACUUUUCUCCGGCAGUAAAAGGGUCAGGCGUUAAUGGCUUAGUUUAUACUGCUGAACCUUUGAAUGCCUGCAGUGCAUUGACAAUCAAGGCAGUCGAGGGUCCACCAUCUCCAUUUGCACUGGUUAUAAGAGGUGGCUGCACAUUUGAUGAGAAAGUGAAAAACGUGCAGGAUGCUGGAUUCAAAGCUGCAAUAGUGUAUGACAACGAGAAUAGUGGAGUUCUGGUUUCAAGUGUAACAGUGGCUGGAAGCUCAAGCGGUAUUCAUAUAUACGCCGUGUUCAUCUCGAAGGUCUCAGGGGAGGUGCUGAAGAAAUUUUCUGGCCGUACUGAUGUGGAGGUGUGGAUAAUACCAACAUUCGAGAACUCGGCCUGGUCGAUCAUGGCGAUUUCAUUCAUAUCACUGCUUGCCAUGUCUGCUGUUUUAGCUACCUGUUUCUUUGUGAGAAGACAUCGAAUAAGGCGGGACCGGCCUAGAAAUCUAGAUUCCCGAGAAUUCCAUGGGAUGAGCAGUCAAUUAGUUAAGGCAAUGCCAAGCCUUAUUUUCACCAAAGUGCAAGAGGACAACUGCACGUCGUCGAUGUGUGCCAUUUGCUUGGAGGAUUACACUGUCGGAGAACAGAUAAGAGUGCUGCCCUGCCGUCACAAGUUCCAUGCAGCCUGUGUGGACAUGUGGCUCACAUCCUGGAGAUCAUUCUGCCCCGUAUGCAAGCGAGACGCAGGUGCUGGAAUGACAGGCCCUCCUGCCUCGGAGACCACCCCAUUGUUUGCUUCCGCGGUUCACCUGCCUUCUCCGUCAUCCUCAUUUCGGUCGAGCGUGGGAGCAUCCCCUCCCAGACCAAUAAGCCGGCGUCCUUCAUCGCAGUCCAUAUCUCGGGUCUACUCUGCUUCCGGCACCCCGCACUCUCUCAACACCCAAAGACCUUUCAGAAACUCAUUGGCCAUGAGCAUAAGCAGAAGCAGCGCAGACCUCGCAAACAUGUCUUCGCCCUACCUCCGCACCUCACUCCUCCGCGGAGGCUCCACACACUCCCUGGUCGGCAACCACCUGUCUCCACCAGUCAACAUAAGUUAUGCUUAUGCCCCACCGCAGAUGUACAAUUCCGGCUACGCUUCGCCCAGCCCGCACGCCGGUUCUUCAUACAUCUCCAAUUCGGGGUAUGGAUCGUCGUCGGGCUACUACCUGGGCUCGUCCAGCCAGCACCGGUCUUCGGCGUACCUGAGGCGCUGCGGGGAGUCGGGGCCGAGCCUGGCCACCAUGGCCCCUCAGUCGCCACAGCAGCAACAGUCCCUGCUGCUGCGCCAUGGCGGCGACUCAGACGCGAGCCUGAACCUGGCAGGCGCGUCGUCGGCCCAGUCCUUCCGACAGUCCUACCUGCGGCACUGCGGCGAUUCAGACGCGAGCCUGUCCGCCAUGGCUUCGUCAGGGCAGUCGUUGCCGGGAUGCUGAUUUUGGCGAGUCGAAGCUCGCUCUGAACUCUUCUUUGUUGUGCGCGAAAGAGACGGCGUGGCUUGUGAAUACAUCCAGGGCGGCGUGAAACUGUAACAUAGGCAAUUGGUUGCCUGAAGAGUGAGCCAGUGAGGGAGAGAGAAUUGCAUAGAUUUGUUCUGGAUUUUUUUUGUUGUGUUUCUAGUCAUUGUGUGGAUUUAUUUUCCGCGCAUAUGGAUGUACAUUACAGGUAUAUAAGACAGCAUGGGGGAUGAUGUUUUUGAGCUU